AUGGCAGCGACUAUGAAAGAAAAUGUGGAUCUAGGUUUUCUCGAAAAAACUACCCCUAACUUCCUUCUAAGUCAUCAGUUUCCAAGUAAAGUGGGAUCUAAGCCUGCAUGGCUAUCCCUAUCACCACUUCCAACUCCUGAAGAACUGACCUGCAGCAUAUGUGGGAAGCCAUGUGUGUUUUUGUUGCAAAUUUAUGCUCCAGAUUCUGAAAAUUACUCCUGUUUCCACAGAACAGUAUUUGUAUUCAUUUGUAAGGAUCCUCUAUGUAGUCAGAAGAAUGAUAGAAAGAGUUUUAGGGUGUUAAGAUCACAAUUGCCAAAAGUGAAUGACUUCUACAGCCAGGAACCCCCUCUAGAAGACGAAGCGGCAGACGACGAUUGUGCUGCCUAUCCAAAUGCUGCAGGACAUCAAAAUCUCUGCAUUAUUUGUGGAUGCCAUGGACCAAAGACUUGUGCAAAAUGUAGGAAAGUUCAUUACUGUGGAAAAGAUCACCAGACAGUGCAUUGGAAGUCGGGACACAAGACAACAUGUGGACAAGAAGGUCAAACUGUCGUGGCAUCCUAUCUUUUCCCAGAAUUCGAGGUGGUGAUGGAAACUGAACAGUAUAAAGAAGUGGCAAUAAAAGAAAAGUCUGAAGAGGAGAAGAUGAAGGAAUAUGAAAAGUUUAUGGCAGGCCAAGUGGGCAAAAGUACAAUGACCGGGAAAGAGGUUGAUAGUGACCUGAUGAAGAUGGCAUUUAAUGAGGAACAAGAAGACAAGGCUUUCAAGAGGUUCAAGAAGAGAAUUGAACCAGAGCCAGAGCAGGUCUUGAGGUAUAACCGAGGUGGUGAUCCACUCUGGGUUUCAAAUGAGAAUAUACCCAGCCAAGAAGAUAUACCAAAGUGUGAUUGUGGUGCUACAAGGACAUUUGAGUUCCAGGUACUCCCGCAACUUUUGAACCAUCUGGAUGUGACGUCUGUAGGAGACAGUAUAGACUGGGGGACGCUGCUGAUUUACACAUGCUCUGCAAACUGUGACAUAAAAAAUGAUUAUCACCCAGAAUUUUUGUGGAAGCAAGACUUUUCAGCAGAUGAAGCAUAAGGCAUUAUAUUCUAAGAUAGUGAUGUGACCACUAUAUCUGUGAGAACAUUUUCUUCAACAAUAAUCAUCAGAUUCCUAAAUGGUAUAGGAUCUUUGUGGACACUUAUUCUUGAUGUCAAGCCUUCCCUUGGUUGAAGAAUAUCAAUGAACUCUUUCUUUUAAGUAGCUGUUUGAUUGGUUCGAAGACGUUGUUUGAAGAUGGAUGUUGAUAUGUGCA
Molecule: messenger RNA, 1297 nt
Organism: Lineus longissimus
Lineage: Eukaryota; Metazoa; Nemertea; Pilidiophora; Heteronemertea; Lineidae
Product: programmed cell death protein 2-like
Exons: 4
Coding region: 1-1080 (359 amino acids)
Cellular component (GO): cytoplasm; nucleus
Source: RefSeq, a predicted model, not a curated record